Hyalella azteca is the source of this 787-nucleotide messenger RNA. Its product is annotated as haloacid dehalogenase-like hydrolase domain-containing protein 3. NCBI's taxonomy places the organism in Eukaryota, Metazoa, Arthropoda, Malacostraca, Amphipoda, Hyalellidae. The record is from RefSeq and is a predicted model, not a curated record. The transcript has 3 exons. The coding region runs from base 49 to 786 and encodes 245 amino acids.
UUGCGAUUUAAGCAAACAACUAAUAUAAAUUCUAGAAUUUCUUGAAUUAUGAUACGACUUAUAACCUUUGAUGUCAACAGAACUCUUCUGAGGUUAACUGCAUCACACCCAGGUGAAGUGUAUGCUUGUAUUGCUGCCAAGUACGGUUACCAGUGUGAUCCUCUUGUGCUGGGCACUGCUUUCAGAGAAUCUUACAAGACCCAAUCUGUGGAGUCUCCAACUUUUGGGAGUGGACGGGAAGAUUGGAAGGACUGGUGGAGGCGUGUGGUGCUGAACACUCUGAAAAGUAGUGGCGUUGAUAUCAAUAGAAACCACCUGCAUGCAAUUGCUGAGGAUUCCUUAGAGAUAUACGCACAUGCUCCAGCCUACACUGCACUGCCAUAUGCUCAAGAAACAUUACAGUGUCUCAGUGACAAGCGCAUUGCUCUUGGUGUGAUUUCCAACACAGAUCCUCGGAUCAAGCAAGUUUUACUUGAGCAUGGGUUUGCCAAGUACUUCAAUUUUGUGCUGGAUUCAUACAGUGCUGGGAUUUCUAAGCCUCAUUUAGGUAUCUUUAAGCAAUCGUUAAGUAUAUCACAGUUAGCUGAUUUAAAACCUUGUGAGGUGCUACAUGUUGGUGAUAGCCUUCAAAUGGACUAUCUAGGAGCCAGGAAGGCUGGCAUGCAAAGUACUCUUGUUUCUCCUGACUUUAGAGAACAGUGUAGCCAACAUGGCUUUCCUGUUGACAAUUCUUCUAUGUUUGGGUCUCUUAAGGAACUAGUGCCGCAAUUACUUUCAAUUUGUUGAU